Molecule: messenger RNA, 1494 nt
Organism: Dufourea novaeangliae
Lineage: Eukaryota; Metazoa; Arthropoda; Insecta; Hymenoptera; Halictidae
Gene: Pu
Product: saccharopine dehydrogenase-like oxidoreductase
Exons: 7
Coding region: 1-1272 (423 amino acids)
Biological process (GO): glycolipid biosynthetic process
Cellular component (GO): plasma membrane; mitochondrion; lipid droplet
Source: RefSeq, a predicted model, not a curated record
AUGGCAAAUGAAAGAUUGGAUAUUGUUAUAUUUGGUGCUAGUGGUUUCACUGGUAAACAUGCUGUGCAGGUAGCUGCACAACUGGCUAAAGAAAAACAAAUCAAGUUCGGUAUUUCUGGACGUCGUAAGCAAGCUUUAGAAGCAAUUCGUUCAGAGCUUGCUGCUGACAUUGAAAAUGUACCCAUAAUAAUUGCUGAUCUCAAAGAUGAGGAAUCAUUGAAAGAAAUGACAAAACAAGCCAAAGUACUAGUUAAUUGUUGUGGCCCAUAUCGAUUUUAUGGAGAACCAGUUAUUAAAGCUUGCAUUGCUACUCGUACUCACCAAGUUGAUGUCAGUGGUGAACCACAGUUUAUAGAGACGGUACAACUCAAAUAUGAUAAAGAAGCUAGAGAAGCUGGUAUCUAUAUUAUAAGUGCUUGUGGAUUUGAUUCUAUUCCAAGCGAGCUUGGUAUAAUUUUUACUCAAGACAAGUUUAACGGUGAAGUCAAUACAAUUGAAUCAUAUUUAACUACUUGGACAACCACAAAAGUAGAUAGUGCCAGGUUACACUAUGGUACCUACGAAUCAGCUGUUUAUGGUAUAGCCCAUCAUAAUGAGUUACAUGAAUUGCGUAGCAAGUUGUAUCCGGAAAAGUUACCCCCGUUCCAGCCUAAAUUGAAAAAGAGGGGCUUGCUUCAUAAAUCUAUUUCGAAUGGAUGGUCCAUGCCAUUUCCAGGGUCUGAUCGUGCUAUUGCACUACGCACACAACGAUUCUUCUAUGAAAAAUAUAAACAAAGACCUGUACAAAUUGGGUCAUACGUUACAUUCAAUUCGUUAUUUACUGCUUUGACAACUAUUAUUUUUGGUGUUAUUUUUGCGGCAUUGUCCAAAUUCGAAUUCGGCCGCAACUUAUUGCUGAAGUAUCCUUCAUUUUUCUCUUGUGGAUACGUAAGUUAUGAAGGUCCAUCGAAAAACGUAAUGGAAAAUACUCACUUCGCAAUGACAUUUAAAGCAGAAGGUUGGACCGAAAAAUCGGCUGAGCCUACCGAUAAACAUAAGGAUCCACCAAAUAAAGUUUUAAUCACUAAAGUCACUGGUGUCGAUCCAGGAUAUGGUGGCACAUGCACGAUGCUAUUGCUUUCAGCCAUGACCAUUCUUAAAGAAUCUGAUAAGAUACCAGAGAACGGUGGUGUUCUGACUCCUGGUAGUGCAUUCGCUAAAACAUCAUUAAUUGAAGAAUUAAACAAGAAAGACAUCAAAUUCGAAGUUGUUUCAUCUAUUGAGACGAAAUAAUGAUAUAAUUUUACCGUACGAUGGUGGUAGUGGGGGGACAUGAAAACAUGAAACUUUAGGUUUGGUUACAGUAUUAGAAAUUGAUACUAAUCUUUUCAUCUUUCUAAGUAACAUCGAUUGUCUAGAAACAUAUUUUUUAUAACAGCAUUUUUAUCUCGAAUGAUACAUUUAUAACCAUUUAUAAGGAAAUCCAUAUUUUCUUAAACCGUUAGACUGAAUUAC